Messenger RNA from Porites lobata, 687 nucleotides. The record is from the annotation of a GenBank genome assembly. Lineage: Eukaryota; Metazoa; Cnidaria; Anthozoa; Scleractinia; Poritidae.
AUGUGGAGUGAAUGCAAAACACAUUUGCUAACUUUCGGAAACCUCCAAGGGGAAAGAAAGUGGCCUUUGAAAGUAGACGCGGAGGCGAUGGAAAUUCUACUGCCAAAGCUGGAAGAGGAAGAAGAAGAGUCUCGGAGGAAGGAGGAGAAACUGAAAGAGUUAGAAAAGGAGAAACGUAAAAUGGGGCCACCAGAAGACAUGACUGUCUUCCUUCUCAAAGAGGUGUUAGACAGUCUAAAUGUGACCUAUAGAUCCAACGAAAAAAAACCAGAACUUAUAGCAAAAGUCCGUCAAGCUCGUGAGAACUUACAGGAAGGAGAAACUCACUCAACCUCAAGAUAUAUUGGAAAGAAGAAGAGCAGAAAAUUCAAAGCCUGCUUAACUUUGAAUAAUAACAUAGCUUGCUUAUACUAUUACGAUGAGAGAAAAGAGAAACUUCUCCAGAUCCUUUCUCACCUAUUGUUUCUCUUGGAAAUUGUUGGAGCAUAUUUGCAAUGCAUUCUUUUCGUACAAAUUGUAACUUUUAUUCUCGCGGUCUAUUGCCUUUUGUUGUGUCAUUCAUGUGUAAUGACCUUUUUUGCUCACUUGAUUCAUUUACGUCGCGUGUGGAUGGAGGUGUUAUCUUCUUGGCUGUUCGCUCAAGUUAAUUUACAACAAAUACUUGGUGAAACAGUUGUUACUUAUUAG